UCCAGCGGGCAGUCUGCUGUGAGGAGAGAUGGGGAUGCUGCGGAAGGAGAGCUUUCUGGUCGAUAUUGUGCGCAUGCGCACAGCUGUUUACAACAUCCAUCUGUCACAUCUUUUGUUAAUACACAUUCGAACAAGCAGCUCAGUCAAACGUCACGGAAAUACGCCACGGUUUCCCUCAACAUGACAUCACGUGUGGGCCCUAGAGCUGCUGGCACCAAUGGAAGUGACUUCAAACACAGAGAGAGGAUAGCGCCACAGUACCAAAUGAGUGCUUCCCUAAAGUCAGAGAUACGGAAGUUAAACCUGGUCCAUCUUCUCAUCUGGCUGCUGGUGGCAGCACAAGUGACCGUCAGCCAAUUCGAGCUGGUGUCACAUGACACAGUGUCCACGCCAUACCGGUGGGAGUACCCCUACCUUCUCAGCCUCCUGCCUCUGCUCUGCAGCAGCCUAUCUCUUCCAAAGAACAAUAUCAGUUACCUGGUCAUAUCCAUGAUCAGCGCAGGGUUGUUCUCCAUAGCGCCCCUCAUAUAUGGUGGAAUGGAGAUGUUUCCUGUAGCGCAGCAACUGUACCGCCAAGGAAAGGCCUACCGCUUCAUUUUUGGCUUCUCUGCAGUGACUAUUAUGUACCUCAUCAUGGUGGUUGCUGUUCAGGUGCAUGCAUGGCAGUUGUAUUACAUGAAGAAGCUGUUAGACUCAUGGUUUAACACCACUCUGGAGAAGAAGAAGAAAUAAUGGAGUGAUCAAAGUUGUGACUGGGCAAAACUGUGUGCGUUUUGUUUUUUUUUUCUUAAUGUGUGCAUACACUUAUGAGUCUCCAUGUCAACUUAGAGUUAUUACAGAUAUUAUCAUGAAACAUUAUGUUAGACAACUGUGUAGGAUAGAGUAAAAUGUACAAUUUAUGCAGGAACUUGGAUUUUUUUUAUUUUUUUGUCACUUUUAUUUAUUCAAAGCCCACUCAAUCAGGAGUGGCGUCUUAACAACAUCCAUAAACAUAGCAUUCAUCUGCUUUGUACCCUCUUCACGACUGGGUCUAAUUUGCAGCUUUUCUCCAAACAGUGAAAUAGAUCAUUGAUAACCAGGACAUCAUUGUUAUCUCUCUGUAAAUAUUGCCAUGAUUCAAACAGUAUAGAUGUAGAGGUGUUUUUACUUAUACAUCAGUGAGGGCGUGAUUGUUCCGACACACAUAUUUUGCUUAGAAACUGGUACUGUACGUGCGAAUGGAAGAAGGCUUGCCUGUGUUGCAGCUGUGCUGAUGUUGUUUACCCAUCACAAUAUAUUUUUUUCCCGCUUCAGAUUGCAUAGAGCCAAGAAAUAAAGGUCAUAAUCACAGUA
Molecule: messenger RNA, 1332 nt
Organism: Acanthopagrus latus (yellowfin seabream)
Lineage: Eukaryota; Metazoa; Chordata; Actinopteri; Spariformes; Sparidae
Gene: jagn1a
Product: jagunal homolog 1a
Exons: 3
Coding region: 181-732 (183 amino acids)
Biological process (GO): endoplasmic reticulum organization; vesicle-mediated transport; granulocyte colony-stimulating factor signaling pathway
Cellular component (GO): endoplasmic reticulum membrane
Source: RefSeq, a predicted model, not a curated record